GCCAUAAAACCGUGUUUCCUCACUGGUUACGGCACCAAACUAACAAGAUGACUAGUCUCUCUGCUAAGGACAAGGACACCGUCAAAGCCUUCUGGGCCAAGAUCUCUCCCAAGGUGGGAGACCUCGGCAAAGAUGCUCUGGGCAGGAUGCUGGUGGUCUACCCUCAGACCAAGACCUACUUCGCCCACUGGAAGGACCUGAGCCCCGGCUCUGCCCCGGUGGCAAAGCACGGAAAGACCAUCAUGUCUGGAGUCGGUGAGGCUGUGGGCAAAAUCGACAACCUGACUGAAGGUCUCCUGAACCUCAGUGAGCUGCACGCCUUCACCCUGAGGGUGGAUCCUGCCAACUUCAAGAUCCUCGCUCACAACAUUCUGGUAGUUUUGGCCAUCCAGUACCCCAGCGACUUCACCCCUGAGGUGCACGUGUCCAUGGACAAGUUCCUGUCCUCUCUGGCUCUGGCUCUGUCUGAGAAAUACAGAUGAACAUCUGGAAGAGGGAGCAACGAGCAUGAGGUGUUUCUGCUUAUGAUCAAUAAAAACCUGAAUGUGAAAAAAAAAGCACAAAA
Messenger RNA from Nematolebias whitei (Rio pearlfish), 565 nucleotides. Its product is annotated as hemoglobin embryonic subunit alpha. The transcript is spliced from 3 exons. Gene Ontology annotation, molecular function: heme binding; oxygen binding; oxygen carrier activity. The coding region runs from base 48 to 482 and encodes 144 amino acids. The record is from RefSeq and is a predicted model, not a curated record. Gene Ontology annotation, cellular component: hemoglobin complex; haptoglobin-hemoglobin complex; blood microparticle. Gene Ontology annotation, biological process: oxygen transport; hydrogen peroxide catabolic process. NCBI's taxonomy places the organism in Eukaryota, Metazoa, Chordata, Actinopteri, Cyprinodontiformes, Rivulidae.